AUUCCCCUGUUUGAGUGCCUGAGUGUAGACCGAGAGCACUUUCUUCUUCACUUUCACAAUAAUUUUCUUCUUCCACACAACACACAUCUAACAACCUCCAGCUCUAUUCUGAAAGGGAAUAAAGAUGUUAGUCGUUAUGCCAAUUUUAAUUAUCCUUCUGACAUCAGACUACAGCAAAGGUCAAAUACAGCUGCGUGCUUUCAAACAUCAGACAGUGAAUUGCAAUGAGAGGACUGUCUUACAAUGCAACAUCAGUGCGUCAAUGCCUCUGAGCACUGUUAAAGUAUACUGGAAAAAACUAGAAGAGAAAGAUUUUGAGUGUGAUCCAACAUCCAGCAACUUCCCUCCAGGAUUUAAGUGCAACUACACAGGAGAAGCACUGACAUUAACCAUUUCAAAUCCUACGCCAGCAAACGUGGGCACAUAUUUUUGUUGUAUAAAGACACAGUCUGGACAUGGAGCAGAAAAUAUCAACGUAUCUAUAGGAGAAUGCACUGGAGAAUUUUCCAACCAGAUGGCUGGACCUAAACAAAUGCAGUGUAGCUUUAAUGGUGUGUACCCAGAGGCCAUAAUAAACUGGUUUCAUUAUGACAAGAACCUGACUUCCAACUCUACAACCACAAGCCUGGCAAACUCUGAUGGAACGUUCAACAUCACAAGUGUCCUCAAUAUCCAGGACGAUCAAAAGAGAUACAACUGCUCACUGUGGUCACUCAAAUAUGGGCGAUACAGUGAUCAAGAGUUUGAAGUGCCAGAUCAUGCUCGUUUUGGUCUCAGUAGCAGGAUCAGCACACUGCAUUGUUUAUCGUGGACUAUCAUACUUUUUAGCUUGAUGUUUUCAUCGAGAGCCUGUUUGUCUCUAUAAUCUUUACAUGUCAAAUUAACCCAACUAACACAAGACCUGAUGACAUAACUAAAGGUCUGGUGAGGUUUAAUCAAUGGAUAUUGCCAGGUAAACUGACCAUCUGAUCAAUAGAGUGGUAGAACUUUUGCCUGCCAUGCGGUAGGUAUGGAUCUAAUUAAGACCAGGGAAUAUAGAUCUGAGUUUUACCUGAAGACAAGGCCACAGGACAUGGCAGGCAGCUGACAUUUGUCCCUUUUCUUGUAUAGAAUCAUGACUGGAUUUAUUAAAGAAAAUGCACUGAGUAGCUCACAUGAAAAACUAUUUCAAACAGCAUUUUGCAAAUGUAUUUGUGACCCUGUACCGCAAAACCAGUCUUAAGUAACAUUGGUAAAUUUGUAGCAAUAACCAACAAUACAUUGUAUGGGUCAAAAUUAUAGAUUUUUCUUUUAUGCCAAAAAUGAUUAGGAUAUAAGUAAAGAUAAUGUUCCAAGAAAAUAUUUUGUAAAUUUCCUACCAGAAAUAUAUCAAAAAACGAUUUUUUUGUAUUAUUAACAUUCAUUACUAAGAACUUCAUGUGGACAACUUUAAAGGUGAUUUUCUCAAUAUUUAGAUUUUUUUGCACCCUCAGAUUCCAGAUUUUCAAAUAGCUGUAUCUCAGCCAAAUAUCCUAUCCUAACAAACCAUACAUCAAUGGAAAGCUUAUUUAUGCUGCUUUUAGAUGAUGUAUAAAUCUCAGUUUUUUUUAAAAAAAAUGACACUUACGACUGGUUUUGUGGUCCAGAGUCGCAUUUAUUCCUAUUCUUUAUGCAAAAUAAUGUAUGAUUUCAAAUUAAUUGAAAGUCUACACUGAAUAUAUAUUUGGAAAAGUGUGUUUUUGCUAUUUUUUACAUUGUCUAUUCUGUAUAUUUGUGUAUUAUUCUUUUUGUUAUCUGUGUCUUGUCUAUGUCAUUGUUUUGCACUGCGGAGCUUCUGUCACUAAAACAAAUUCCUCAUAUGUGUAAACAUACCUGGUAAUCUCAUUGUCAUUGAGAUAAUAUAUAUAUAUAUAUAUAUAUAUAUAUAUAUAUAUAGUUUGAAUUAGUUGUUGUUUAUUUUAGUUUUCAUUUUAAUUUUUGUUAAAGUCUGUUUGUUUGAAGUAAGUAUGUAUUGUUUUUUUGUUGUUGUUUAUAUAGUUUUUAUUAAUUUUUAUUUUAGUUUUAGUUAUUUUAAUACAUCAAGGUAAAAUAAGUGAAAUGAGUGAUUUAUCCUUUCACUGUCAAGCAGCAAAAUUCACUUUCAAAUAUCAGUUGUUAGAUAUGCUGUGCUCUUUAGCACUGUAAUUGAUUUGCUUUUUUUUUUUUUUUUUUUUUUUUUUUUUUUUUUUUUUUUGA
Messenger RNA from Labeo rohita (rohu), 2214 nucleotides. RefSeq lists its product as uncharacterized. Gene Ontology annotation, biological process: cell surface receptor signaling pathway; positive regulation of T cell proliferation; cellular response to lipopolysaccharide. The transcript is spliced from 3 exons. The record is from RefSeq and is a predicted model, not a curated record. Lineage: Eukaryota; Metazoa; Chordata; Actinopteri; Cypriniformes; Cyprinidae. Gene Ontology annotation, cellular component: external side of plasma membrane. The coding region runs from base 125 to 865 and encodes 246 amino acids.